AGGGCUACAAGGCUUCAGUGGCUCUGCUGUAAGCUUUAUGUAAACGUGGACGGUUCUGCAUGGAGAUGUGUGGGCAGUGGAGGUUUUGUCACUCUAAACAUUAGCAGGUGCUUCAUUCCCUCUACAGCACGAGCAUUAUGGUGGCCUGCUGCUGUGCCUGGACCAAUGUUGCUUAUGCUUGGACGAACACCUGGUAGAUGCUGUAGAGCUGCAUUAAUCUGAUUUACUCUCCCAUGAUGAAGACUAGGUCUCAGUGAGACCGAAAUUAGGGAUAUGUCAGGUGAAAAACAACUCAAAUCAGCAUGGCAAUGUAUUGAGUAUUCUCAAUAUUGAGAAAGAACUGCUGAAGUGAAAAAACAACAGAGCAACCCAGAGCCAAAGUUCCAGAUGUUCAUGGAACAAACCAGAGCUGAGCAAAGAAACUUUCAGAAGGAUGUGAAUGUUGAUCUGUAUUCGGGUGCGAGAAGUUGAGCAGAUAUUUCUCAUCACUGGCUUGAGGCUGCUGCACUCAGUGUAACUCACAGGCAGACAGAACAGUGCUGGCUGUGCACCUCAUCACAGUCAGCUGGGCAGAGAGAGCCCAGACUGCUACAGACUGACCUCUCCUGGCCUUCUCAGCUGUUCCAGGAUACCACCAGUCAGUUCUCCAGUUCCUGCUCCCAGCUGCAAAAUAAUCUCUACUCUAAGCUGCAGCAGCACAUCUUGAAGCACGUGGCUCACAGGACUCCUCAUCUUGCUGUGUCCACACUUCCUGCUGCAGAACUCCCUCAGGGACACUCUCACCUUGAGGCUUAUAGCUUAGAAGGGAGAAGGAAUGAGAAUUUUGGCCUUCCUCAGCAGCACAGUCAGAAAGCAAAGGCAGCUGGUAGCUGCUCUAUGCCUACUGCUCAUCAUCACUGUUUAGAAGGAAAAAACAAGAACAGUGACUAUCCAGUGGAAAAGCAGCAGCCACCUGCUGUGUCUUGUAUGGAUACUGAGAACCCUUUGCUGGUCAAUACACCUUUGCCAUUUCAUGCUGUAGAUUGCCCUCUUAGACACAAAUUAGUGUUGUGUAUUUCCUCAAGGAGCUCAAGGGAAAGCAUCAACACUUGUAGUUCAGCCCUGACUUCAAGUGAUCUCAGUCCAUCUAAUUUGGAGUCCCUUCAGCCUAUUUUGCAGUCCUCACAAAUUUCUGCUGCUUUGUACUGUUCAAUCUGGAGGCUGAAGCAAGAAAUUGCUUUCAUGGGGAGCCGGGCCUCCCUUCCUCUGGAGCCCAAGUCUUUUCCAGUCAGUGACAGUUUGUGCUUUGCUCCUGAUGAUCCAGCUCCUACUAUCCUGAGCACAGGAGAACAGCUAGCUGGAGCAAAAACUAGCGCUGCUCAGGCAAGAUUGAGAUGGAGCAUUCCAUUUGCUAAAGGCACGAGCCUUGGUGCAGUGACGAGGGACUUUGGGCACGCUGAACCUCUCUCUGUCUCUCACAGAUGCAGAUACAUUGACUCGAGCAUGUGGAGAACCAAACUUUCAGGUGGCAUCCAUCCAGAUGGGCUGUCUGCUGGGAUGGGCUCUGGCAGGCUUGUGGAUACAGAAGAUUCUUCCAACGAUUGCUCGCCUUAUUUCAGAUGCCAGUCCCAGCCAAAGCCAACUCUGGAAACUGGUGGGUUUUAUGUUCAUACAAGAAAUCAUUCAUGUGAAAAGGUUCUUAAAGCAGAAGGGACAUCUGGUGAGGCAUCCCUAUGUGCUAUGCCUUGGAUAAAAAACCACCCUGAGGGUCAGCACGUGUCGCUGGAAACGUGGUUGGCUGGGACUCAGAUGAACGUUGGCAUAUCCAUGUAUGGGACUCCAAGAGAAGUGUGUGUAAGAGUCACUUCUGGAGAUCAAGAGUUUAGGCCAGUACAGCAACUUAGCAUUAAAUCUGUAGAAAUCAAGAACCCCAAACCUCCUGUUGAGUCCGGCAAAGGCUUAGAAGAGGUAUGUGACUGUAGAUCUCCAGCAGCCAGCAGGAUGGCAGUGGGGGACAGCCAGUCCAGCCUCUUCAGCACUCAGGUUGGAAAAGACAUUGGUGACUGUUCCAACAUAGAACAUGUGAAUGCAAACAGAGAAGAAAGGAGAAACAGACACUUCCAGCAAAGCAGCUGGAGGAACUGGGAAGCUCCUGACCACCGUGAAGAACCUUGCGUAGAGAAGAGUGCCAAAGAACCACGGUGCUGUGAAGAAGGGAGCCAGACACAGGAAGCUGUGCCCAGUGAGGUGUCAGAGAACAGCUGCUGGUCUCCAAAGGUGAAUGAGCAAAGUUUCCAGCACUUACUUGACAGACAAAUGGUAACUAGGUGUUUCCAUGCCUGGAGGGACCACGUCAGCUGGAAGAAGGCUGCAGCAAGGCAGCAGCAGCCUCAAAAGGCCCUCAGUGCUUUUGGCUUGGUAGCCCAGCAAAGAUGUGCCUCAGCUCUUUUAGCUGCCAGCUUCCACAAGUGGAAGGAAGCUGUGACAAAACAGAGCCAAAAACAAGCUGCACAGUCUGAGUCAUAUUCAUGUACCCAAAGUUCAUCAGUGGGUUUUUCUGGAAUAGGAAGAUUAGCAACUAUGACAACCUCAGCUCAGCACCAGCUUACGGAAGGAUACAUGAAGGAAGCUGAGCAGGCUUGUAGGGUGGAGAGCAAACUGUGGACACAGCUUCAUCGCAGGCAGAGAGGAGAUGAGUUCUGCUGGAGAGCUCAAGCAAUAAGAGAUGUGAGGCGCCUAGCUGCAGCUUUCAGACUGUGGCGCCUUCAGAAGGAGCUGCUGAGCAAUGAGGAAGGCAGGCUGCUGGAAGCAUAUGCCCUGAUGGAAAAGAAGCGGCUACAAAACAUUUUCCAGGUGUGGCAGUCCCGAUAUUUGGAAAAGAAAAAGAUUUUAGGGCUGACAAUUUGGAUCCAAAGGAAAUUGGUCUCCCGGUGCUUCAGUGCAUGGAAGGAGGCUGUUGAGCUAAAGGCUUAUUACAAGAGCAGCCUGACACAUCUCAGAGUAGAAUCAAUGAGGAAAUACUUCCAGCAGUGGUUUCAGAUGCUGCGGGUCAGAGAAAGCAAUAAGCAGGCAGUGGUGAACCUCCUCCUUCUGAGAUGGAGGCAGCAUUAUGGACCAGCUGUAAGCUCAGUAUCUCACAGAACUACAGCAGAAGGUGAUGACAGCUGGCCAUGGUGGGCUGCAGUGCCACAGUUUCCUGAGAAAACAGGUUACUCUCUUGAUGACUUCUGCCUAAAGAUGAAACUCCAGAGAGUGUAUCUGUUGUGGAAGGAGAGGCUGUACGAGCACUGCAGAGCUGAUUCUUUCUCUCAGGCUUUGGAGGAGCGUAGACUCAGAAAAGCUCUGAAAUUAUGGCACCAGAAGUAUCUCAUACUGAAGACAAACAAACAAAGUCCUCAGCUCUCUCACAGGGCUGUCUAUGAAGAACCUCUUGCUGUGCUGUUUUGUGAGGAACGCUCAACAUCUUCUGGCUUCCACAGCAGUGCUACAACUACUCUUGCCUCUCAAAGCUCACUGGAAAAGGAAUACAGUUUUAGUGACAGCAGCCAGCAGAGCUGCUCCUCCGUUCUGACUGCUGAGGAUGUGCCAUACCUGCCCUAUUACAAUUCUUUCCUGCAACUACACCAAUGUGCAGAGCUGCCAGCUGAGCUGGGUGGGGAGCUGUGCUUGCAGGCUUCCUUUCCUCCCUGGAGGACUAGAUCUGGAGAAAAUUGGUUUGUGGGAGGUCAGUUCCAGUCUUUGGCACUGCAGAGUGCAGACAGUGAUGUCCAGCCUCUUGUCAGUUACUCUACAUGGGAAGAGGACUGCAGCUCUGAGAAGGAGGUGAAGAGUUCCUGGCACCAUGUGGAGAAAUGCUGCCUGGAGAAGUACUUCAUCAUCUGGUCCACUCGAACUCAGCAACUCACAAAGGCCCAGCAGUACUGCAGGCUUCUGCAGCUGUCUCGAGCCUUUCUCAGAUGGCACCACUGGGCUGCAGAGAACAAGAACCAAAAAGUAGCAGCAGCCCUUAAAUACCAGCUUAAUUGCUGCCGGAUGGUUUUCAGCUUGUGGAAGAAGAGACUGGCCCAGAAAGUGGAAGCUGACCAGAGAUUCAGGAGUCACCUCCACCAGAUGACUGCUGAUGCUCUUCGGCGUUGGCAUUCCUACUGUCAAAGGAAGUGUAAUAUGAAGGAGCUGCAGCAGAGAUGGGCUCAGCAUAGCUGCCAGGAGAAGAAGAGAUUGAUCCUGCAGACGUGGCGCUGCCAAACAAGGCAGCUGAAAAAUGCUGCUUUAUUCUGGGAGCGUCUCCUCCUGCACAGGUGCAUAGUCAUCUGGGCCCAGGUCACUGCCUGCAGACUGAGGCAGCAAGAAGCCCUCUGUUAUUUUAGAAGGGUCAGAGAGCAGCAUCUUCUGGAAGUGAGUUUUGCAGAAUGGAGAGUGAAGUUCAUGACAGCUAAACAGCAGUUGCUGGGAGAGGAGAAAAGCCACACGUGGCAUGGAUGUUCUCAAGCUAAAGCCUGUCAGCGCUGGCGAUUGGCCUCAAGGGGACAGCAAGCCCUGCACUUGGGGUCUGUGGCCACUGUGAAACAGGCCUGCAACUAUUGGACAAAAGCAGCUGCCUUUUCCCAGUGCUCACGGCAAUGCAGUACCCUGAUAGGUGCUAGGAAAAGCAAGAAGAUCUCCUUGUCUUUGUCCAUAAAAAGCAGAGGAUGCAGAGAGAAAGGCUCAGCUCCAGCUGCUUCCCUUGGGUUUUUUCCCAGUGCUGUUCACCGCUGGCUGGUGAUCUACAGAAGCCAAAGGAGGACUGAAAGGCUGCUGCUCCCUCAACAGCUAGAGAGACAUGAUUUGGUAGGACCUGUCCCUGGGCGUGCCAGGAUCCAGGAGAACAAAGCAGAGGUGGACUCCGAUGAAUGGAAUGACAAUUGGCUUGGGAGGAAGUACCUGAGGUGGUGGCAUCACACGGUGACGCUGCACCGCUGCCAGCGUGCCAGGAGGCUGCGCAGUCUGGCAAGGGGUUGGCAGCAGUGGAAAGAAGCCAGCAGGGUGGUGAUGCUGGCACAGGUGUUGGACCAGCAGCGGCUGAUAGAAAAGGCCUGGAGAGCAUGGAGACGUCGGUAUUUACAAAGCUGUGUAGUGCAGAGGUUUCUGGAGGUUGAAGCCAGAAGCCUACUGUCUGAGGCGUUUGGAAGAUGGCGUCAGCUCACAGUGUUCCAACUCAAGGACAGAGGACACUGCUGAGUGUGGGGCCUGCCUGCAGCUGCUCAUUUCAGGAGUGGAGGAUACAGCUGGCAGUCACAACAAAGAGCUGGUCUCCUGCAAUCUAGAAAGCAGUGCAUGAUCUACCUGUGUGAUUAAAAACAGUGCUGCAAGCCCAAAGCAUGGUGAUAGCCAGAGGACAACCAGGAAGAGGUGGUAUCCAGAGAAAGGUCUUAUUUAAGGACUGAUAUUCUGCCUCCCUACUGCACAAACUUGAGAACUUGCUUAAUGGCUUUUGUUGUGAGGUUGCAUUCCCUUUUCUGCUAGAGCCUGAUUUUGCUGGAGUUCUGAUUAAA
Lagopus leucura (white-tailed ptarmigan) is the source of this 5510-nucleotide messenger RNA. RefSeq names its product chromosome unknown C1orf167 homolog (gene CUNH1orf167). Lineage: Eukaryota; Metazoa; Chordata; Aves; Galliformes; Phasianidae. The transcript is spliced from 23 exons. The record is from RefSeq and is a predicted model, not a curated record. The coding region runs from base 877 to 5196 and encodes 1439 amino acids.